GCCUGCUUCUCAACAAAGACGCUGCUGAAGUUAGCAUGUGCGCUAGACACGUCAGGAUAGUGACUUUAGAGAAAACAGUACACGUUGCUCGGGUAUACUGCUUCAUGUGACUAUAGUACACAGCUGUGUUCAGGGUUUAGUGUUUAAAGCGAAGGGUUUGUGUAGCAACCUUUUGUGCGAGUUUUAAUACAAUACAACAUAACAACACAACACAAUACAAAGAUGGUAGCGAUGACCAAAAGAAUGAAGAUCUUCCAGAUCGUGUUCAACGAUCCGUCCAAGACUUUUUACUGCAGUGGGGAUAAAGUGGCCGGAAAGAUAGUGGUGGAGGUGAACGACAUCACCCGGGUCUCGGCCAUGAGAGUGCUCGGUAUCGGCUGCGCUAAAGUGGAUUACGCCAAGGGCAAGCAGAGAUGUCGGCAAGAAAUCGACUACCUAAAGUAUGAAGAAGUGGUUCAUCUGGACGACCAUCCUGCAGAUACUGAUGGCUCGGUCAUCCUCAGGCCUGGAAACAAAUACGAAUACACCUUUGGCUUUGAGCUUCCACAGCAAGGGCAGAUUGUGUCUUCAUAUGAGGGAAAGUUUGGUAGCGUGCAGUACUACGUCAAAGCCUUGAUGGAGAGACCGUCUCAGUCCACGCUUGAGUGCAAGAAAACCUUCGAUGUGGAAGAGCCGCUGGACGUGAACACGCCAGACUUGCUGUCUCCUGCUGGCGGCAUGAAGGAGAAGAAGGUCACCUGCAUGUUCAUCCCUGAUGGCCAGGUGUCCCUGAACGCCAAGAUCGAAAGACAAGGCUUCUGCGAAGGAGAAGAAAUCUUAAUCGAUGCCAAGUUUGAGAACACCUGCUCACGCAUCGUGGUGCCCAAAGCCGCCAUCGUGGCCAAACACACGUACCAGGCCAACGGGCACACCAAAGUGUUCACGCAGAAGCUUUCCUCAGUUCGUGGGAAUCACAUCAUCUCGGGGAUGUGUGACGCGUGGCUUGGGAAGACCAUCCGCGUGCCUAAGAUCAAACCUUCCAUUCUGGGUUGCAGGAUCAUCCGCGUGGAGUACGCCCUCAUGAUCUACAUGCACAUUCCAGGCAGUGAGAAGCUGGUCCUGGAGCUGCCCCUGGUCAUCGGCACGGUGCCUUACAGUGGCCUUAGCAGCCGCAGCAACAGCAUGAGCAGUCAGGAGAGCACGGCUUCCAACAGCUGGGUGUCCCUGCGCAUGCCGUCCUCGUGUCCACCCAGCUACUGCGACAUAACGCGCGAUACCCGCCUUGACCAGCCGCUCACACCACUGCUGGACGACUACGACGGAGGGGACAGUCCCAUCUUCAUGAACAGUCCACAGUUCACCUUCCCUCCGCUUCCACCCUACUCAGAGGUGGAGGAAGAGUGCAACGGGAACAGCCACGGCAACGCCCACAUGCUUCCAGUGUGUUGAGCAGCUUCCUGAUACCUGUCCUAAGCAAGUCAGUGUCCCCUCUUACCAUUCAGGAACCGUUGAAGCUUUCUCGAAGCUGAGGAUGAGUUAAAAGCCAGACAGAGGGGCGAGAGACAGACGCAGAGGGUCCAGCGUCCCGGGUUUUCCAUGUCUGUGCUGUCACGACGCUCCAGCGAAGCUUUCCGAGCGCGCGUUGUGGUGAACUUUCAGGGACUGAACGAGCGCACGUUCUGCUGUGCAUCGUUUCACUGUUACAAGCCGCCCAUCUUUAGCUUGAGAUUCCUGCUGAACCGAAGCUUGUAGUUACUCUAAGACACAUUCCCUUAAACAAACAAAAAAAGGGCACAAAGCAACUUCUCAGCUUUCAGUUCCUCACCUGUUACGAAUCAUUCUAUAGAAAGUAGGAGACUUCAUUUGAGGAACUCUUUGAUUUUAUAUGGAUCAGUGUUUAACGAAGCUGUUUCUUCUGUAAUAAUGCACUUUCAUAUGGAUGCAGUUUGCUUCCUGACUGUCUGAAGAGACUACUCCUGAAUUGCCUUUUUCAUUAUUAUUGUUAUUGUCUUCCACUUUUCUGUUGCUUCCUCCUGUGUGAUCUGUACAUCACGAAAGCUCCACUGAUGCACCGUGUGUUUGAAUGUGGGUUUUCCUACUUAGCGGGCCAAGCGACACCCUGACACUACAAGUGCCAAAGUCAGGGUGCUAAUGUUAUUUAGCUAGAUCAGGAAAUGCACUGUGUUCUUGAACAUUAUCAAUAAUGUCUUUAUUUUCUUAAUGAUUGCCUUUCAUAUUGAAUUUGAUGAGAUUGUAUGAUGUUUUGCUUAUUUUGUUAUUUUGUAUUACAAAUUAUGUUUUUGUAUUCGAACCCUGUGGGUUGGUUUUCAAUAAAAGACUAAAAAUCUUA
This is a messenger RNA of Pangasianodon hypophthalmus (striped catfish), 2329 nucleotides long. RefSeq names its product thioredoxin interacting protein a (gene txnipa). The transcript is spliced from 6 exons. The record is from RefSeq and is a predicted model, not a curated record. Bases 223 to 1428 code for a protein of 401 amino acids. NCBI's taxonomy places the organism in Eukaryota, Metazoa, Chordata, Actinopteri, Siluriformes, Pangasiidae. Gene Ontology annotation, cellular component: cytoplasm. Gene Ontology annotation, biological process: protein transport. Gene Ontology annotation, molecular function: ubiquitin protein ligase binding.